UGAUCGGCCGCGUCGCGUCCGCGCUCGUAACGUUUGUUUUUAAUCGGUCAAUCACAUCGUCCGUGGCGAUCGUGGACGUUCCUCCGUGUCGCCUCUCACUCGUCCGUCUUAGUUUGUCGUGACAUUCCGUUAGUCCCGUACCCGCCGGUGGGAUGUAACGUCAUCUGACGUAAAGGACACGUAACGUUAAUCAAGGAACGUUAAGGUUCAGAGGAGGAACCAUGCUCCUGGAGACCGCAGCAGUUCGAGAUCAACGCGUUUGACCAAGACGCUGCCGCCACCGCUGUUGUCAUGGGAACGACGACGAGCGAGCCAUGCAUCUACGACAAACUGUCCGAGAGCAUCGACAUCCUCCGCCAGUCGGGCUACCGCUACGGCAUGUCGGAGAGGGAGAUCGAGAGGUUCAUCAAGCAGGUUCUGGAGACCAACGAGCCCAGAAGAGAGCCGGCUCAGUUCCCCAUCCUGAGAGCCACCAUAAAGUUUGUGAUGGCGGUGGGCUUCCUGCUGGUGGUGGUGCUGGCCUUCACGUACCCGCAGAGCGGCCCCCAGCUGGGUCUGGUCCACCUGGGCUGUUACAACUGGUCGUCCCCGCUCAGCCACGUCCGCCUGUUGUCUCUGCCCAUCGCCAAGAAGUACAACCUGCAAGGUUUCCACGAGUGGUGGAGUGCCGGCUCCCUCAGGCAGAAUCUGGUCAACUGUUCAGGAUGUGCAGAGAUCUCCUCAGUGCUGGAGGUCCCGCAGAGCCUCAGGGGGAAGGUGACUCUGCGACGGGGACCGCAGCUCGUCCUGCUAAAGGGUGGGGACACGCUCAGUCUGCAGCGGCAGCAGCUGGAGGAGCUUUACUUGGCCCAUUCAGGCUCCAUGUCCAUUCUGCUGGAGGACGACGGACUGCCGUACCACAACGCGGGCCUCCCCCAAGGACCCGCCAACUUCACUUUGCUCUGGAGGUUCAGCUCUGGGACCAGAGAGAAGGUGCUCAGGUGGCUCUUCCCAAAGGCGGAGCUCUGCCCCCUGCUGGACAGCGCUGGCACCAUCGUGCAGCGCUGCCUGGUCACCCACAGCACCAACUCCCAGAGUAAAGGUGUCGAUGUGUUCGGAUGGCUCGUGGUGGGCGAGGGGCUUCCAACGGUCCGAGUUCUGCCCGUGCAGCGCUGCCAGAAACACUGCAGCUCCUUCAACCUGUGGCUGACCCCCGGCGACAUGGUCUACGCGGACACGCGGUACUGGCAGAUGGAGCUGUUCCCGGGCCGAGGCCAGAACAUCAUCUGUGACGGGUCGGCCUUUUGAAGCUCAGGCGGGGCGAAGCCAACGAGGGCCGAAAUCGGGACGUGGAUGUACAUUUUCAAAGCUUGCCGGCCUUUCCGUGGCCCCGCCCACUGACGCCUUACAAACACCGCAGGUCUUUUUUGUUGUUGUUUUUGUCUCCGCUGUCAGUAAAAUCCUCCCAGCGUCCUCAAGCAACUGGAAAGCACAGCACACAUGACUUGAGAUUGAAAACAAAGGGAUCGCUUGCAGGUUUCAACGGUUAAUGGUCUGAGAAAUCAAUGCAUUGACUUUGUCCUUAUGUAUUUUAAACUCUCUGCAGCAGCUUGGAUGUUCUGGAUGUGCUGAGCCAUCGCUUCAAGCAGAUCUCCAUUAAAGCUCUUCAAAGCAU
This is a messenger RNA of Gasterosteus aculeatus aculeatus (three-spined stickleback), 1654 nucleotides long. RefSeq names its product chromosome 17 C6orf89 homolog (gene c17h6orf89). Gene Ontology annotation, cellular component: nucleolus; Golgi membrane. The record is from RefSeq and is a predicted model, not a curated record. NCBI's taxonomy places the organism in Eukaryota, Metazoa, Chordata, Actinopteri, Perciformes, Gasterosteidae.